CAGAGCUACUGAGAAGGCGGGUUGUCGAGGAGAACUCUCCCUCACGUUGCUACGGGGAAGUGAGGCUGGUGAAGCCAGUUCAGCAAGAACAGAUCGAAAGAGCACGCUGGAAAGAUCACAUUUUCACACUAGCGAAAUAUUUACGCUGUCAUUGUGACAUAUUCAAGGCAUCUUUGGUCAUUGAGAGUAAACAACACACCCUUUCUGUUUAGAAGUGGAUUUGAAGGGCCUAUCACUUCACAUUAUGGCUGAAGCAAAAGUUCUUGUUCUCGGUGGAUGUGGUUUUAUUGGGCGCAAUUUGGUUGCAUAUUUGAUAGAGAACAACCUGGCCAGCAUAGUUCGUGUAGCAGACAAAAUGCCACCCCAAACAGCAUGGCUCAAUAGCCACCAUAAGAAAAUCUUCGAAGACGAUCGAGUUCAAUUUCGUCAGGCCAAUCUUCUCAAUCCAAGUCACAUCGAGCGGGCGUUCGUGCUUGAAGAAGGUGUUUUUGACUAUGUUGUUAAUUGUGGCGUAGGUAUUAAAUAUGGCCAAGCUGAAGAGGUUUACAAGGAAGGCGUGUUACAGCUGGAAGUUAAUUGUGCAAAGAAGGCUGCAGAAUUGAAGGUAAAGAAAUAUAUAGAGAUUUCGUCAGGGCAGGUGUACUCAAGUGACAAGAAGGCAAGUGCCGAAAACUCCAAAGUGUCGCCAUGGACCCUUGUUGCUAAAUACAAAUACAAGGUUGAGGAAGAGCUGAAAAAAAUCGAAGGACUAAAUUAUAUUAUCCUAAGACCUUCUAUUAUCUAUGGGAUAGGUGAUGUCGAUGGAUUGACGCCUAGGCUAAUCGUUGGUGCUGUGUAUAAACAGCUAGGUGAAAAAAUGAAGCUCCUUUGGUCAAAGGACCUCCAAAUGAACACUGUACACGUGAAAGAUGUAGCUCGUGCAAUCUGGUUCCUCUUCGAAAAAGGAGGAAGUGGUGAGAUUUACAACCUUUCUGACAAAAGUGAAUCCACACAGGGCUCAAUAAGUGAUUUGGUGUGCCAAAUUUUCAACAUCUCUUAUGACUUUUUUGGUUCAGUGAUCUCAAAUAUGGCAAAGCUUAAUAUGUCUGGUAUGGUAGAAGAUUCUAACGAAAAACACUUGGCUCCAUGGUCUGAGGCAUGCACUAGGGACAAGAUUGCCAAUACACCUCUAAGCCCAUACUUGGAUCAAGAGCUGCUCUACAAUAACAAUCUCCACAUUGAAGGAUCAAAAAUAGAGUCACUUGGCUUCAAAUAUGAGUACCCCAAUGUUAAAGUGGAGUAUUUACGAGAAAUUGUAGAUGACUAUGUUGAAUUAGGGGUAUUUCCUCCAUCCCUUUCCCAUGAAAAAUGAACAUUGAUGAAUCAAUACAAGUUUGUACACUCAAUGACACCAGAUUCAGUAGGUUCAUAGUUUUUUAUCACUAAUUUGAAUUUUGCUCAUGAUGAAUUAGAAUCUGCUGUUUUUAGGUCCUAGUUUCAAUGUUGAUUGUAUUUGAGAUACCUUCUUGAGGAUUAGAGAACAAUUUAUUUAAAAAAAUAGGUAGAAGGAGGAAGUUAAGAAAAAGUUGAGCGGUUAGACAAAUCUUCUAGAAUAUAUUAGUUUGUAUCCAUCCUUGGCCAUUUUGAAGCUGAAAAAAGUACAUUCAAUGAACUGAACUGAACUAAACUGCUGUAAUGUUGAGUUUAGAACAAAUGGAAAUAAACUUGGGAUGGAUAGUCAUUUCACACUUUGGAAAAGUAUUAAUCAUAUAUUUAAUUUUCAACGCCAUUUUUAUUAUUUAAAUUAUUUUUUGUUUUUUGUCAAAGUUGAGUUGCUAAUUUAGAUUAUAAAGUUCCACAGAUAAUAAAGUUUUGUGAAAUGUUUUUUGAUGGAGAAAA
Rhopilema esculentum is the source of this 1878-nucleotide messenger RNA. RefSeq lists its product as uncharacterized. The record is from RefSeq and is a predicted model, not a curated record. NCBI's taxonomy places the organism in Eukaryota, Metazoa, Cnidaria, Scyphozoa, Rhizostomeae, Rhizostomatidae.